Molecule: messenger RNA, 2981 nt
Organism: Sphaerulina musiva SO2202
Lineage: Eukaryota; Fungi; Ascomycota; Dothideomycetes; Mycosphaerellales; Mycosphaerellaceae
Product: Cyclin_N-domain-containing protein
Exons: 4
Coding region: 1081-2415 (444 amino acids)
Biological process (GO): mitotic cell cycle phase transition; regulation of cyclin-dependent protein serine/threonine kinase activity
Cellular component (GO): cytoplasm; centrosome; nucleus
Molecular function (GO): cyclin-dependent protein serine/threonine kinase regulator activity
Source: RefSeq, a predicted model, not a curated record
CAAGCGUCGACGAGCGGGUCCCAGGCCCAAGGAUUAUGGUGCUUUGCAGGUCUCCCAUACAGUAAUUCACACUGCACCGACGGACCACCUCCCUCUUUGCUCCUCAGGUCAUCAUAUUACUCUCUUCUCUCAACCCGCCUGCAAUGGAGUCUGUGAGCAGCAGCAGCGCCCGGGAGUAACCAUCUGCCGCGGAUUCGGCAAGACACCCACUGGCCUGUGCUCGUAAAGCAGAACCUCCUUGCUCUUUUCUCUUGUCAACGGUCUGUGACCGCUGCAGAGACUACUGACGGUGGUCCGCCUCGACCAUCACCUCCUCUUCGCCCUCAUCAUAACACCACCUCACCUCACCUCCACCUCGUCGACCUCUCAUCUUCGUUGAUCGAAAGAGCUCACGACCGCCGCCUCGCCCUUCGACCUCGCCAUCGCCCUCGCCCUCGCCCUUGACCUCACCGACGACGCCGCGUCUUGCGUGUCCGCCUGCUCGCCCGCCAGCAUCCUCGACCGGCCCAUGUGCUUCGAUCAGCAAGCAAUCCCAAUUUCUGUACAUCCCUGGGAUCGACCUGAAUCGCGAACACAUCACUCUCGUGCUUAUCAAGGACAGGACCACUGAAUUGGCCAGAUUCUUCACGAUCUCUUCAAUCCAUUCAAACAACUGCGGAGUCGUUAGCUCGUUCUCUGCACUUCAACGGCCAUCCCAGGACCGAUUCGUUGGGAACUUCAUCCAAUCGGUAGCUUCACCGUGGCUCGCAAGGAGACAACUUGUUCGGUCCAGUUCACUGUGUGCGCGCGCUCAGCACACUACCGCACUGUAAUCUAAUUCUCAAGGCCUCACCAGCCGCUGUCUAUAACAACGUCUCACGACCUGCGUCGAACGAGCUCUGUUCCAGACUUUAAGCCUGUUCAUUCUCUCGGUUCUACAAUACCGGCUAAUCACGAUCUUUUUAACUCGACCCAAGAUCAGGGACACACUCUUUAAUUUAGUUCAACUACUGGACAUUCACUCCUUUGCAACCCCAGAACAUCUCGAACUUGCAACAACUUGUCAAUCCUGGAGACCUGGCAACACGUUCACAACAACAUAUGAGCCUUGUCGACAAUAUGGCUUACCAAUCUCAAACAUCCCAGCCGCUGGCUGCCCCAAGGACCUUUCCAGCUUUUGGAUACUGUGACUCGUACUUUGUGGAGAGUCACGACGACGACAAUGGCGUCUAUGCGCGCGCGGCCCUCGAGCGUGAGCGAGCACGCAACGUGGCAAAGCUAAGGCAGAAGGCUCUUGCGCAGGAGCUUUCGAGGUUGACUGCCGAUGAAUACCAGGAGGAUGUGCUUGACCACAUGGAGUACAUGGAGGGCGAGACCAUGCCCGACAUUCAUUCCAUUGAGAUCCAGACCGAGAUUCAGUGGUUCAUGAGACCAUACUUGCUGGACUUUCUCCUGGAAGCUCAUCACGCCUUUCAACUCCUGCCUGAGACUCUUCACCUUGCCGUCAACCUACUCGAUCGAUACUGCUCAAGGCGUGUUGUGUACAAACGUCACUACCAACUUGUCGGCUGUGCAGCGCUCCUCGUCGCUGCCAAGUACGGGGACCGAAAAGAACGCGUACCAACGAUCAGAGAACUGAAGUCGAUGUGCUGCUCAUUGUACGACGAUGACAUGUUCACUCAGAUGGAAUGGCACGUACUACAAACUCUGAACUGGGUUGUCGGUCACCCUACUGUUACCAGCUUUCUGCAGCUGGCUCUCCCCGUUGCAGGAACCUUCGACUUGGAAUUGGAGCAUAUGACUUGGUACAUAUCUGAGCUCGCUUUAUAUCACAAGGAGUUCAUCCCAGUCCGACCAUCCGUCAUGGCCCGGUCAUGCCUUGCUCUCGCCCGUUGCAUUCUGGGCAGGCUUCAGUCAACAUCUGACGAUUGGGCUGCGAGAUACGAUGCGCAGGUGGUAUUGAACCUAUCCAAUCACCUGUCUCAUCCAUCGCAAGCAUUGCUACGCAAAUAUGCUUCGCCGCACCUCUCUGAAGUGUCCUCGACCAUACAGCGGUUCCUUGAGCAUCAAGCAAGGCUUGUCUCAGCACAGCGAGCUGCUCAGAACCAGACCCCUAUCAACGAGACCCUCAUGGAUAUCGAUUCGCAGCCAAUGGUCAAUUCGCACCUUAUGCCUCAGACGCCCCAGAAGGUUGGGUACGCUGCCCAUCCAUUCGGCAUGCUCACACCACCCAUCACCCCUGACAAAGACCAAAUGGCCGUCGUGAGCUAUGGCACGAAGCCGGGCUUUGUGAGUCGAGCAGCCCAUUGCGUACCAACGCCGCCUUCUGUUGGUGAACAAAUGCACCACAACUCUUAUGUGGUGCAGCAACAACCACAACCACAGCCACAACCACAACAACAACAAUACAUGCCGCAGCCUCAGUUCGUGCAAUAGCGAAAUGUGCACGUACAUCACACGGCUCUCCCUUCUAGGUCCGGCAUCGUCGUACGUCGGCACUUGUUGUUACAACUGUACAAGGAACCCUCUCACGACCCGUGGGAUCUACUGUACGUGUACGAACGUCAUAGCAUUCAGCACAGCAUUCCAAGCGAGCGUUGCAUUUUCUAGCAUUUUCUUUGUGUACAAACUCCGCCCCGGUCCCACAUGAAGUCAGCAACAUACAAGCUGGACGUGGGCUGGAAAGGCAAGGAGAUCGGUCAGCAUGUGUGGGUAGAUUGUCAGAAGUGAUACGUGGAAUAGGGAAGUUCACACGAAAAGCAGAACGCAUAAUCACUCGAGGAAUUCAGACUGCAAGGAAAGGAAAGGAAAUUGGGAAAAAGAACAACGAGAUUCUUCGACGAGAGGAAGAUUGUCCAACAAUGGAUUCUGGCGUCGGCGCCUCCAAAAAAAAACAACUAAAAGACUCGAUUUGCUAUCUGUUCUCAAUUCUUUCUGAGAACAACGACUGAUACCCGAAUAUACCCAUGUUCAUACCAAAAGCUCGUUCGCCAGAAAGAGGC